AUGACCUCCGUAAAGUCUGCAUUUGCUGCACUUGCUGCACUCAUCAUCUCUCUAGCACCCGACACGGUGGUUUGUACUCCAGUUAAGCGAUCGCAAGGGCUGGUGAACAAGUUCUCGUCACUUGUCAUAUUCGGUGAUAGUUAUACCGACGAUGGUGUGCAUUCGUACACUCCACCUGUUGCAGCGCAGUCUUCAUCCGAAGCGGAUGGCGGCUGGGCAUGGCCCAGCUAUGUUCAACAAUACUCGGGCGUGAACCUCUACGACUAUGCUGUGUCUGGGGCAGUAUGUGAUUCGAUCACCAUGCAGACAGUAAGAAAUGGAAUCAAGCAAGAUCAAAUGCCUACCUUUCUUUCGGACAAUAGCUUCGUGAACAAGACGACUGGCAAGACGGCGCUCAUCAACCACGCAGAUGAGACGGUAUAUGCCAUCUGGAUCGGCACCAAUGACCUCGGCUAUGACGGGUUUCUCACUGAAGUCCAGCCAAGGGGCAUGCCACUUACAUACUUUACCGACUGUGUUUACACACAGCUGGAUCGGCUUCACGCCAUUGGUGCACGCAAUUUUGUGCUGAUGAAUGUGGUUCCUCUGGAGUUGACGCCCGAGUUUGCGACGCCACAAAAUGGUGGCUUGCCUGUAGGAGAGUAUUGGACGUGGAAGUCUGAUUACGAUGCCAAUAUCACCCAGUCAAGCGAGAAGAUACGCGAAUAUGCUACUAUGGUGAAUGCCGUAUACAAGUAUCAAACUCCUUAUUCGCUGCGGAUCGCCAACAGAUAUCCGGAUAGUAGCUUUGCUAUCUAUGAUCUUCAUUCUUUAAUAACGGACGUCUGGGAAAAUCCUGCAAAUUACUUGAAUGGCACGGUUCCAUACAACGUUACCAGCUCCAUACACCGUUGUGGAUCUCCUUGCGACUCUGAUGCUGUUCGAGACAGUUAUAUGUGGUAUGACGAUUUGCAUCCAUCAGAGCAAACUGAUCGUGUUGUUGCACGGGAGUUCGUGGAAGUUGUCAAGGGGCAGAGUAAGUGGGCAACCUAUUGGCAGAGCUAG
Molecule: messenger RNA, 1044 nt
Organism: Penicillium malachiteum
Lineage: Eukaryota; Fungi; Ascomycota; Eurotiomycetes; Eurotiales; Aspergillaceae
Product: SGNH/GDSL hydrolase family protein
Exons: 3
Coding region: 1-1044 (347 amino acids)
Molecular function (GO): hydrolase activity, acting on ester bonds
Source: RefSeq, a predicted model, not a curated record